This is a messenger RNA of Culicoides brevitarsis, 3620 nucleotides long. RefSeq names its product zinc finger protein 423 homolog (gene L). The transcript has 8 exons. Lineage: Eukaryota; Metazoa; Arthropoda; Insecta; Diptera; Ceratopogonidae. Bases 1 to 3519 code for a protein of 1172 amino acids. The record is from RefSeq and is a predicted model, not a curated record. Gene Ontology annotation, molecular function: nucleic acid binding; zinc ion binding.
AUGGCAAUGAAAAUGUUUUAUAGAGGUCCAAGCUCACGCUUAGAGACUUUAAUUGAGAAAAUUCAAAAGAAUAAUAAUACGGAUUCGCCGCCAGAAUCUUAUUCGACGCACACCUCCUGCAGUUUUUCGCCUUCGAUCGCGGAUAGCGACAAUGGAGGCAUCGCAACGCCCAAUUCGAGUGUCAAUGAUGCUUCAAAAACUCCAGCAGCAGCAGGUGACGACGCGAAAAAUCCAACAGAGACAAAAUCUGACAACAACACGGAACAACAUGGCAAGCAUAAAAACAACGAAAGUCGUCAUCAGUACAAUCACCAUCAUCAUCAUCAUCAUCACAAGAACGGUUGCACGAAAACCGGCAAAUGCAGUAGCAACGCAGCAGCAAACCACACGGGAACGUAUAAUUGUCAAUUUUGUGAUAAGACAUUUCCGCGUCUCGGAUACUUGAAGAAGCACGAACAGAGCCAUGCUGAUCAUAUGCCCUUCCAAUGCGAAUAUUGCAAGCGACUUUUCAAGCAUAAAAGAUCUCGAGAUCGUCAUACGAAGCUUCACACGGGCGAUCGACGAUACAAAUGUCUUCAUUGUGAAGCUGCUUUUAGUCGAAGUGAUCAUUUAAAAAUUCACAUGAAAACGCAUGACAAUCAGAAACCCUUUCAAUGUACCGUUUGUAAUCGUGGUUACAACACCGCCGCCGCACUUACGUCUCACAUGCAAAACCACAAGAAGCAAAUCGCCCUAACGGGCAGUCCAACAUUGACUUAUAGCUCACGUUACAGUCCCCGUUCGACGGGAUCUGCUUCAAGUAUCACGAGUGUUACGCCCAAACGUCGUCCCGAAUCAGUUGGAGCGACGCCAAUUAAAUCUCCGCUCGAUUUCAUGAACUUCCCCAAGUCUUCGAACGGGUUUUCGUGUCUCUACUGCACCAAAUCUGACUUUUUGAGUCUCGACCAACUACAUUCGCACAUCCAAUCGAUGCACGGAGGUCCCAUGAAGACAAAUUUAUCGUCGCCCGCGAGCAUCGGAAGUCCCAUUCCGUUCCAAAUUCAAUGCGAAUUUUGCACGAUCAAGUGUGCCAACAUGCAAGCGUUGUUCAAUCACAUGCGAAGUACCCAUCUGGACAAAAUUCAAAGCCCAAAUGCGUAUUUGGAGCAAUUUAAGACAAUGUAUCCGUACAGUCCUCGUUUACGGGUGCAAAAUGGGCAAGAUGACACCCCAUCAACGCCCGUUAUUAAAGAAGAAGCCAAAAAUUCACCCGAAAACAUCAAGAUCGAGGAACAAGAUGACGACGAAGAACAAACAUCUCCCACAGAUUUGAGUCAACCAAAGGCGAAAAAGCCCAAAUUAGACGUCAGCAACGAAAAAGAUCAAUCUCCGAAUUCGAAUGAAAUGCGUCCCGGGACAUUUUUGUGCAACCAAUGUAACGCAGCAUUGCCUAAUUUUGAGUCGUUUCGAGCACAUUUGAAGUCCCAUUUGGACAAUGGAGGCUCGUCAUUCGUGUGUCAAACAUGCGGAAGUUCGUUUGCCGAUCAAAUCGAGUACGAGAGACACGUAAUUUCGCAUUUUUUGGUUCAGGCAUCGGAAUUUUGUUGUACUCCGCAAUGCAAUAAGACGUACAAUAAGCCUGACGACUUGCAGAAACACUUGAUUGACAUGCAUGCACAAACUUUGUACAAAUGUAGUUUGUGUUCGGAGAUAUUUGAGACGAAAGUAGCUAUUCAAGUACAUUUUGCAGUGGCUCAUUCCAACGAAACGAAGAUUUUUAGAUGUUCUGCGUGUUCGGAUAGCUUUAAAAAUGACAGAGAUUUUAGACAUCAUAUCCGUACAAGACACAUCAAUCCAGGAGCUGUUCAAUGCGUGUUUUGUCGUGUUGUUUGCGCUUCGGAGCUCGAAAUGCAUUUUCAUCUUGCUGCUCAUGCAAAACAAUACAAAUGCCCUGCUUGUCCCGAAUCAUUUCACGUUGAAUUUUUGCUCGAUCGUCACAUGCAAACGCAUCAUGCUGCUGAUCAAAAGUCUCCCAUUAACAACAAUACCAUCGACUAUCAUUCCCAAUACCCGUUAAAAUCUCCUUUUUACAACUUUGGUGCAUCGAAAUUCUAUAAUCCGUUGCAAGUUGACACUUUGGGCAUCAAACAUCCGAGUCAUUUGUUCCAAGGAUUGUACGAUUCGAUGGCAAAAUCGCAACGUUUCAUGGAUCAACAGCAGAAAUCGUACUUGAGUCCCAAUAAAGCGUCAAUUCCGGGCUUUAAUCCUGCUCGUCCCGGAACAAACACAACAUAUUCGCCCGAAAAUGGAACCCGCCCGGAACUUUAUUCGCCAAAAAAUGCAGGAAUUUAUUCUCCGCUCAACAGAUUUAUCGCUACAACGCCCGAAAUCAACAAAAAUUCGAUGCCUCCGGCGAGAAACGAAGCGAAAAUGUACAGUUGCGGGAUUUGCGAAAGAAGCGAUUUCAGUACAGAAGCUGAGGUUCACACACAUCGCAAGAUUUCGCACAAUUUGAAGACCGGAGUGAGUCUCAGAUGUGCUUAUUGUAACGGAGAUUUUCGUUCAAGAACUGAGCUCGAAAACCAUAUGAAAGUCGCUCACAACACUUCCGGCAAACACAAAUGUCUCAUUUGUGACGAAAUUUUCCCGUCGCCCGCGGUUUUAGCUGAACAUAAACUCACCCAUUGCAAAGUUGGCAAUUCGGGACGUUGUUCGCACUGUUCUGCGGCAAUUGAUGACAUCACAGCGUUCAAAACGCACUUGGCAGAGCACAGCGGACAAGAAAUCCCGAUUCAAUGUAUUUGUUGUCGACAAACUUUGCAUUCGGAAUUCGAGAUUAGUUUACAUGCGAGAUUUCAUACAAAAACAGCAGAAACGAGCGAACACACAUGCGCUUUGUGUCUCGAUCCGAUUCCCUCGACAUCCGACAAGAAAAUUUGCGAAACUUGUUUGAAAAAACACAAUUUUUCCGCAACGAAAAUUCUUCCGCCUCAUCCUUUCAGACCGUUGCGACGUUCAUCGCACGACACCGCAUCAACUCCCGCCAAUCCCGCGGAUUUCGAGUGUAAUUUGUGCAAAAAAUCUCUCGUUUCGGAGGCAAAACUACGCGAACAUUUGGUCGAACACACUUUCGCCGGUUGCGAAGAUCGCGGAUUCAUUUGUUACAUUUGCUCCUCCGUCUUUACCGGUCCCAGCGGAUUGUUGUCGCACAUGGAAGACAUUCACGGCAGCAACGCCAAACCUUACGAUUGUUCUCGAUGCGCCGCAAAAUUCUUUUUCCGCGCUGAACUCGAUCAUCAUGCCGUGAUGCACGAACCGCUCGCGAAAGAAAUUGAAAAACCGUCGAUUCACGAACCGGAAAUCAGCGUGCGAGAGGGAUCCGUGUCUCCAAACAUCAAAAAAGAAGUUAAUGGCGAGUCGGAGGACGAAGAAGAAGAGGAAUAUAUUGAAGUCGAAGAACCAAGAACAGAAACUUACAAGCAGGAAAAUGGCGAAAGUCCUUCGAAAGAGGAAGAAGAGAAAAAUAAUGAAGAAAAAUAAUUGUUUGUAGACGAAAUUUAUGUCUUAGAAUUAAAUAAAAAAGUAGUGAUCGAAUCAAAUUCAGAAAAAAAUUGCAAAAAAAAAGUUAGAAUAGAAAAUUA